UGUGUCCUUCAGCAUACUGGACUGGACAGGCUUUGGUGGACAUUCCGUUAUACUGCUUGAUUCUUCUUUCAAUAUAUUUAAUUAACUACUUCAUGAUUUUGGACCUCAACUUUUCACUGGGACUCAUGUUUGCUCUUAAUUCCCUCGGAUCCUUAGACUUCAGAACUCUCUUCCAACAUGGCCCAAGACAACUCUCCAAACAAGACCAUAACAAUGAAUCAGAGACGCAGCCGCACCAAAUUCACAGAAGAUCAAUUGAAAAUCCUCAUCAAGGCAUUUCAUCAAAAUCCUUACCCAGGUUAUGCUACCAAACAAAGACUCGCUUUAGAAAUCAACACUGAUGAGUCCAGAAUCCAGAUAUGGUUUCAGAAUCGAAGAGCUAGGCACCAGUGCCAGAAAAAAUCAGAACCCGAUGAGGACUUAGAAUCAAGUCAAGAUCAAGAUCACUCUGAAGAAGAGAUUCAAAGUAGAGAAGACAGACGGUGUCAUACCAGCUACACUUCUUCGCAAUUACACACCCUCAUCGAGGCAUUUAUGAACAACCCUUAUCCUGGCAUUGAUACCAGAGAGCAACUUGCUAAAGAAAUUGGCAUUCCAGAGUCAAGAGUCCAAAUUUGGUUUCAAAGUUGGAGAUCCAGAUUCCAUGUCCAGAGAAAAAGAGAACCUGAUGAUCAAGACUCAGAACAGAGACAAGACCAGGAACAGGAUCUCUGAAUGAGAGUUCAAGGCGCCACACCCAACGUGACCUCAAACUCAUGACCCCAAGAUCAAGAGUCACAUCUCUACUGACUGAGCUAGCCUGCUGCCCCUGAAGCAGAUAUUUUAAAAAGUAAAAUAUCUGGUCAAAUAGGGAUUUCUACAAGGAGUGUGGUAAUUUUAAAUAUGCUAAAAUUUCAAACCCAGUUAAUAAAGUUACAUUCCAAAAAAAAAAAAAAGAAUUCCCUCACUGUUUUUCUGAGGCUAGCAGUGUAUUUGAAGGGCAUUUGUUUCAAAUGGUGUGGGUAAGGUCUUUUUAGGAUAUCUAUUCCUCUGUAUUUCUACAUAUAGAAGUCUACCACUAACUUGUAAAACUGCAGUUUUGUAAAGCAGUGAAUAUAGAAUCUAGUUUAUAGCAGAUGGAGGAGUAAAUAUAAAAAGGGGAAGUAGAAACAGGAAGUGUUUUACAACUCCUUAAAAUGUACUGUUGUUGCUAUUGUUUGCCAGAGGGAAGAUUUAAUGGGAGGAUUCUUUUUUAUUUUCCUGAUGUUUGGGACAAGAUAGAUGAGGUAAUUAGUGCAGUAAGAUAAUGGAAAGAAAGGGAAUAGGAGGAAGGAGGUAGGGUGGUCAAAGAUAAGUUAUUUCAUUGCAUUUAUAGAAUUAGAAAGUUUAACUUCAGUUUUCUAAAACUUAAGACAUAUUGCUCUAUAUUUUGUUAAAGCAAAACCUUUAACCAUUAUAAAUGGUAAGGGCAAUAAAUCUUCAAAGAGAUUCUGAUACAAGGUUAUAAAAUAAACUAAUGAACCCUAAGAUUAUUUCAGUUUAUAUUGCUUUUUCCUUCAGAAAAUGUUUCUUGUUCUUGUGGAGGAAACAUUAUUUAUAUGCUUUUUGGUUGUAUUGUUUCAUAGAUAUCUUGACACCCAACACAUUGUACAUUAGCUGGAUGUAUGGACAAUUGACUCAUACAACAAAAAGUAGAGUGGUUAAGAGUUUGGGCUCUGGAGUCAGAUGGCCCCCAGUUUGAAUCCUUGAUCUAGCACAGACUAGUUAGAAGUCAAUUGGGCAAGUUACUUCAGUUAUCUGAACCUCAGAAAAUAUGUAUAAUAACAAUAGUACUCUAAAGGGUUAAGAUUGAGUUUUUCAAAGCACAUUAACUAUCAGAGUGCUAGUAAAUAGUUCAUCCAAGUACUUGGCAAACAGUAAAUGCUCCAUAGAUGCUCAAUAGGAGUUUCUAUCCUCUUCUCUUUCUCCUCUUUUCUUACAACUACAGUAACUACAGUCCCACUUAACAAAAUGUUUUGCAUAAAUUGGACCCUUAAUAUGUAUCUUUUUUGAUUGUUUGAUGAAUAAAAAACAUAAUGAGAAAUCCUCCUUACUCUUUGCCUUCCCAAUAUUCAUUCAUUGAUAUUUAUUGCAUUUCUCUGUUAAUGUGCCACUUUGCUUGAACAAAACAGUCUUUGCAAUCAGAGGGCUUACAUUCAAUGGAAUAUGUAAAAGAAAGUGAUUCUUAUUCAAACCGAACCAAACCAUUCUUCAGAAUGUCCCCUGGAUUUGUAAUGGAAGGAGAACCAGAGCCAGGGAGUCCGCUUACGAAACUACCAAAGUAGUCUGGGUGGGAAUAUGGGCUGCUACCUACAGUGCAGUGCUGUCCCUAUUAUUUGUCUCUGAGGAAUUUUUUUAGCAUAGUUGACACACAGUGUUCCAUUAGUUUCAGGUGUACAGCUUGGUGAUUCCACAAGUAUACAUUAUGCUAUGCUCACUGCAAGUGUAGCGACCAUCUGUCACCAUACAAUGCUAUUACAAUGUCAUUUACUCUACUUCUUAUGCUGUGCCUUUUAUCCCCAUGACUUAUUCACUCCUCUGAGGAUGUUUUAAACCUUUCAAUUUUCCUACGUUAGUAUCAAAAUGGAUAAUUCUUGUAUUUCUCCUAUUGCUUAAAUAUGGCAAUAAAUACCCACCUCAAUAUUUAUUUUGUCCUUUAAGUUCCCAAGUCAUAUUGCCAGUUAAUUCUUAAGUUUAUCCUGAUGGUGAAGGCAUUUGAGGAUUCUGGGUGAUAAAAUAAUGUUACAUCCCUUCUUUUUUUGUUGCUCUCCAUCCAUAUCAGAUAGUACAAAAUCUUUUAGAUGAGUAUGUCAGAGUUUAUUAUAAUCCUGUGUUGUAAUGAUAGUUUCAUGCUUCCUAAAGAGGAAAUCCUAACAAUAUAGCUAUAUAUAAGGUGAAAACUGAAAAUGAGAAUAUCUCCUAGGAAAACAGAUUCUUCAUAGAAAAUAGCUUAAAAUAUUAUAUAGUGACUGAGAAAAUUAUAAUACCUCUGGCUAUUUUUCUUUUAGAUCUCAUUACUUUUACUCAACUUCCUAUCAUCAGCUGAAUUUGAAAAACCCAGUUUAAUUUUAUGCAUGAUUUCAAUGCCUUUCUACACUUUAAUUGGAUUUUUCAUGUUUUUAGUAAAGGUGAGCAAUAUUACCCACUGUGUGACUGGCCUUAACCAUGUAGCCCAUUAAUAAAAUCUUUGCCCAAUGUUGGAACAGGUAUAAAAUUUAGAAGUUAUUCAAUGCUGAUAAGUUCUGAAAUUAAGAUUGCAAAACUGAAUAAGGUUGAUCUCUGUGUUUAAGUCCCUUUUCCUAAAAAAUAAGACUGCAUGGAAGAUGUGACAUAAUGCACUCUUUAAUUGCUUGGCACUUAGUGUCAAUAAAUUGCUUUGGAGGUGUGAUUGGAAAGGGAAGAAAAGUGUGUUGCUACAAAGCACUUCUGGGAGAAACCAAGCACUACUGUGAAUUUGGGGCAACUGUUGAUAAAUCUGAUCUACCUCACAGUUCUGUACUUUAUCAUUUCCCCUAACUUAAGUGUACUCCCCUAACCUAAGUGCACUCCUUAACGAGCACAAGGUAAUGUAUGGAACUGUUGAAUUACUAUAUUGUACUCUGGAAACUAAUAUAACACUGUAUGUAACUAACUGGAAUUAAAAUAAAAACUUAAAUAAAAGAAUA
Messenger RNA from Mirounga angustirostris (Northern elephant seal), 3683 nucleotides. Its product is annotated as double homeobox protein A-like. The record is from RefSeq and is a predicted model, not a curated record. Gene Ontology annotation, molecular function: RNA polymerase II transcription regulatory region sequence-specific DNA binding; DNA-binding transcription factor activity, RNA polymerase II-specific. NCBI's taxonomy places the organism in Eukaryota, Metazoa, Chordata, Mammalia, Carnivora, Phocidae. Gene Ontology annotation, cellular component: nucleus. The transcript is spliced from 2 exons. The coding region runs from base 178 to 714 and encodes 178 amino acids. Gene Ontology annotation, biological process: regulation of transcription by RNA polymerase II.